UAAAAUAAAUUCUUACACAUUGUAAAAAGAUUCAACUAAAUUAUUUUCAGUUUGACCGCAUCUAGUCAUUAUAAAUUCCAUGUGGGCAAAGGAAAACUAUUUGAAGAAUUGAUAGCCCUAUCAUUACUUGUAGUUUUCAAAGAUAUGGCACUAUGUGGUGGAUUAUGGUGAAUAAAUAAAACUGUGCAGUGCAGUGAUACCUAGAAAAUUAGAAAAAUAUGUGAAUGUGCACUUUAUUGCAUAAAAAUGCCUAAAUCUAGAGAUGUAGAACAAGCGAUUCCCGAAGAAGACGAAAAUGCAAGACUCCUGUCUCAACACAAUAACUGGCAACUGCGGUCGCCCAGGCCGAAGAAACCUGUUAUUAAAAAUAAUGGGACUACACCUGGACCUCCGGCAUUCACAGCACUCCAAAUACAGCCAAUUGGGUCAUCGUCGACAAUAUACACGCCAGACUCGACGCCAGCACCCGACUCAGUAGAGUGGUCGAAGCGAUGGAGACGCAACGACCGGCGACUGGGGCGACUGAACACCGAACUGCUUGAGGCUAUCGAGGCCCAUAACGUGGAAGAAGUAGAGAGAUUACUCCAAGCCGGCGCUAACCCCAACGCAACAUGCCGUCAGGACCUGGUAUCAGCCUGUCAUAUGGCAGCUAUGCUGGGAGGAGACUCGUUGGAGCUUCUUCUCAAAUUCGGUGCAGAGAAGUGCAGGCAAGACAGGCUCGGCCGCUCGCCGCUACAUCUGGCUGCAUUCGCGGGGAAUGCCAGACAAAUGGCCAUUUUACUGGAUUUUCCGGAAGAUAUCCAAAGACGGGUGGCCAACGACGACAUGUCCUCCGACGCAGAGGAAGACGUGAAGAAGAUCAGCCAGUUGAGCAAGGAGAUGGUGAACGUGCGAUGCAACGUAAUCGGGGUCGAGACCUUCCUGCCCAAGGCGUGGAGUGAUAACAUCGAUCACGACUGCAUGGAUAUCGAAGGGACUCUGCCAUUGCUCCAAGCUGGCUGGACACCGCUCCACGUGGCAGCUUCGUGUGCUCGUCGCCACUGCACGAGACUGCUGCUGGCUGCUGGUGCCAACCCCAACAUUGAGGACGAGACAGGCCGAACACCGCUUGAUGUUGCCGGCUCAGGAUACUACUAUGGCCAGAGCAUCAACAGCAAAUAUUUUACAGACGUGGUUAAACGGCUAGUCACCGCUGGCGGUCAGUUUUACAGUAUGAAGAGUGUUGGAAUAAACGUAGACACUCCUUUACAUACAGCUGUGGAACUAUCUAACAUGGAUUGCAUAAAUGAACUACUGGAGGCUGGAGCGUCUAUUGCUUGUCUGGAUUCUCAAGGGCUUACACCUCUGCAUGUCUGCGUUAAGAAACAGCUUGAACAAACUCUCAAAAUCUUAGCUAAUUAUCCUUAUAAAGAUGCGGAUCCGCUAAAAGCUAUGGUAGAUGUUAAGGAUAAAGAUGGGUACACAGUAUUGCAAGCAGCUGUCAAAGCCGCUUGGGUUGCGGGUGUAUGCAUUGCUUUGGAAGCAGGGGCAGAUGUCACAAUAAGGGCAAAUGAUGGUGAAACACCGAUACACUGUGCAGCAGCUCUAGGUAAUUUGGAUGUCCUUAAUGAAAUUUUAAGUGUAACCAAACAGAAAGAUUUCAUAGACUGUCAGAAUAAAGAAGGAGAGACGCCCUUAUUUAAAGCUGUUUUAAAUGGAAACUUAAAAUGUGUGGAUGUAAUUCUCAAUGAAGGUGCAUCAAUAAAGCUAACUAUGCCAGGAGAUGUAACAGUUCUGCAUGUUGCAGCUGAAAUUGGUGAUGUUAAACUCUUAAAAUAUUUAUUAGAAUACGACAAUGGUAUCGCAGAAAAUAUGAUAAAUAAUCUAACAGCAGCAGACCGGAAAGGUUUAGGUCCAAUACAUUUAGCAGUUUUAAAUCAUCGCGUUGAUUGUGUCCAAUAUUUACUAUCAAAAGAUGCAGACAUAAGAUUGAGAACAACUGACAGUCCCUUUAAAUCAUCUACACCGUUACAUAUAGCAGCAUUAAAAAACUACGAGGCUGUAGCCAAAGUUAUUCUGGCUCAUGAUAGGACUACUAUACAUGAAGUAAACAACAUGGGUUGGUACCCUUUGCACACGGCUGGUCAUCAUGGCAGUAGAGACAUCAUAACACUCCUUUUACAAGAGGGAGCGGAUUUAUCAGCAUAUACAGAUGGGCCUAAAAAGUUCAGAAGAUCGGCUAUGGACAUGAUCAUUAAUAAUAUAUCAAAACCUACAUGUUUCCUGGAAAAGGUGUUCGAUUCUUACAUUUCAUCAAAUUCUCAAAAUUUUCAAGAUUCAAAAUGUGAAGUGACUGUGGAUUACAGAAUAUUAAUGCCCACAAUUUGCGAAAUGAAACAGAUGAAAGUUAUAGAAGCUCUCUUAAAAACUGGUAACAGAUUUGGCCAACUGAAACUGCUGGUCCACCCUUUAGUAGAGAGUUUCUUGUACUUAAAAUGGAAGGCUUUAUUGCCAUUCUUCUACACUAUAAUUGCUGUUUAUGCUCUUUUUGUUGGUUCCUUAACAAUUUUUACUAUUUCGGUUUUCUUCUACAAAGACACUCAAGAUAAUCCACCUGCAAUAUUGAACCCAAAUGUUUGGGGUUAUUUUGUAUAUUUUACCAUUUUUUUAAUAAUUCUACAGGAAAUCCUCUACAUGAACGUUAAGAGCACAAGAUAUUUCUUACAACUUGAGACUUGGAUCAAAUUCUGGUCGAUAGCCCUGGCAGCAGUUUUACCACCUACAGUUGCUAUUGUAUCAAUAGAGACAACCGAAUGGCCCAGACAUGUUGCAACUUGUGCUUUACUGUGUUCCUGGAUAGAACUCAUGUUUCUGUUAUCUAGAUUUCCAAAUUGGGGUUAUUACGUCCUCAUGUUUGGAAAAGUGGCUUCCAAUGUUAUUAAGAUUCUACUAACCUUUGCAUUUCUGGUCGUUGGAUUCUCUCUCAGCUUCAUGAUACAGUUUCGUUCCGAGAUACCAUUUGAUGGGCCCUGGGCAGCCUUUGUCAAAACAAUGGUCAUGAUGACUUCAGAGUUCGAUUAUUCUGCGUUAUUCGACAAAGAACAUUCCCAGGAACUUGCAACCUCAUUGGUUAUAGUUCGUCUAAUAUUUCUCGUCUUUCUAAUUUUAGCUGCUAUUGUCCUUAUGAAUCUAAUGGUCGGUGUUGCCGUCAAUGAUAUCAAUGACUUAGAAAUUUUAGGGAAUAUACGGAGACUAGUUAAGCAGGUUGAAUUCCUGAGUACACUUGAUAAUUUAGUUUACAAUAAGUUUUUCACUACCAUAUUACCCAGACGUGUGAAUAACCGUAUAAAAAGUAAAAGGAAUGUAACAGGAGUUAUCACAUUCUGCCCUGGUAGGUCAAGAUUUCGUUUCCAUAAAUCUUUACCUUCUUACUUAAAAAACGCAAUCAUUGACAAGGCCAAUGAACAAAAGAAGCAACUUGAAGAUGAAUUUCAUUUAGAAGCUUUCAGAACAAAAAUUGAUGAGAUGCAUGAAGUAAUCACGAAGAGGAUAAUCAGAGAAGUUGAAAAAGUGUAUGAAAAUAAAAAAGAACAACAGUCAAUUCAAAAGAUUAAAUUUGAAGACAUUAUGAAACGUCUUAACAGUUUAGAUGAGAACGUUACAAAAGUCAAAGGAGAGGUUAAGACACACGUAGAAGACACAAAACCUAUAGAUGAAUUAAAUGUUAAAAUGGACCAAAUGUCCUUAGAGAUAGAAACUGUCAAACAGUUCUUAAGUAGAUUAGAAAGUAAACUUGGUAGUUUAUAAAAAAAUAUAUUUAAUACCAUCCAAAGAACUUGUGUAUUAUUUUUAUACGUAUAAGUGGAAAAUAAACCUGUCUUUGAAUGACUUAGUGCAAGUAGCUCACAUA
Molecule: messenger RNA, 3889 nt
Organism: Maniola jurtina (meadow brown)
Lineage: Eukaryota; Metazoa; Arthropoda; Insecta; Lepidoptera; Nymphalidae
Product: ankyrin-1-like
Exons: 11
Coding region: 247-3786 (1179 amino acids)
Biological process (GO): monoatomic ion transport; transmembrane transport
Cellular component (GO): membrane
Molecular function (GO): protein binding; monoatomic ion channel activity
Source: RefSeq, a predicted model, not a curated record